AAAAAAGGGUGUAUAAUGAGUAGUGAGCAAACAUCUUUACUACAACAGAAACCGCCAAGGUCCACUCGACCCAAGGCACGUAGAAGACGAUCUUCUUUUGAUCCUGCCACGUAUAAUAGUAUUGGCACUAUAGCCGAUACACCUUCCGAUGGAGGUUCUGGUAGAGAACCAGGCCUCUCGCUUGCUCAAAUCUUGGGUCUUACCAUUUGCAUGGCUGGUGUCCAAUUUACAUGGACUGUAGAAUUAUCGUAUGGUACACCGUAUUUGUUAUCACUUGACUUAUCAAAGGAACUGACGGCAUUAGUCUGGCUAGCCGGGCCUUUGUCUGGUCUUCUUGUGCAACCCUUGAUUGGCGCUUUCAGUGACAAGUGUACGUCUCGGUUUGGUAAACGCCGACCUUUUAUUGUGGUAUCGGGGUUCCUGACCUGUUUAUCCAUGAUUGGCGUCGCUUAUGCAAAGGAAUUUGGUGCCUGGAUUGCACGUCAUUUUUAUUCCCCUGACUCAUUUGACCAAACUGCGCACUUGUAUGCGAUCAUUGUGGCCGUCUCUUCUUUCUACUUUCUCGACUUUACUUUAAACGCCGUACAAGCUAUUUGUCGCGCCCUGAUCCUAGACAUUCCCCCUUUAUGGCAACAAGAAUAUGCAAAUGCUUGGAGUGCCCGUAUGAGUAACUGUGCCAUGGUGGUGGGCUAUUUUGUAGGCUUUAUGGAUCUGGUAAAGUAUUUCCCUUGGAUGGGUGAUUCUCAAAUCAAGGUCUUUUGUAUUGUGGCUAUGGCUGUCUUUUUAGUCACGUUGGCCAUCACCUGUGUCCUGGUACAGGAGAAGCAGCACGUCGAGACCGAGGACCAGGAUACCUUACCUUGGUAUAAUACCUUGCAGUAUAUUUGGCGUGCUUUUCGCUUCUUGCCAAAACCCAUUCAAUCGCUGUGUAACACCCAGUUCUUUGCAUGGAUGGGUUGGUUUCCUUUUCUGUUUUACAGCACGCAGUGGGUAUCGGAUCUUUACUUUAUAGCGCACCCACCUACGUCAGCCGAAGAUGUCAACUGGGCCGAAGGUACACGAGCAGGCUCAUUUGCACUACUGUGUAACUCGAUGGUGUCUGUAGUAGCCGGUAUGGUAAUUCCAGCUUUGGUAAUGCGAUUUGAGAAAAGGGUAUGGUGGUUGUCCCUCAUGAAUGUGUACACGGGGUCUCAGUUGAUUAUUGCUGCAGCCCUUUUAUCCACCUGGUUCAUUCGGUCCGUAUCUUGGGCCACGUUAGUAUUGGCCAUUAUGGGUAUUCCUUGGGCCAUUGUGCUCUGGAUUCCCUUUUCUCUUGUGGGCGAGUAUGUUAGUUAUGAAGAUGAGCAGCGUAAAAAAGGUGCGAGUGUGGUCGUGGUUGGGUCGGAGGAUCAACAGGAUGAUUUUGACGCCGGCAUGAUCUUGGGUGUGCAUAAUAUGUACAUUGUCUUUCCUCAAUUUGCUGUGGCUAUUAUUUCUUCCUUAAUUUUUGCGGCUUCUGCUGCAGAGGGUCCUGUGCAAGGGAAAGAUGGAUCCAAUGUGGCUACAGUCUUGGCAUUUGGUGGGUUGAUGGCAUUAAUUGCUGCUGUUGCUAGUCGGUAUAUUGUACGUGUCAAUAAAUAAAUAAAAGCUCCAUCAUGUUGCACAGUG
Molecule: messenger RNA, 1647 nt
Organism: Mucor mucedo
Lineage: Eukaryota; Fungi; Mucoromycota; Mucoromycetes; Mucorales; Mucoraceae
Product: major facilitator superfamily domain-containing protein
Exons: 7
Coding region: 16-1620 (534 amino acids)
Cellular component (GO): membrane
Molecular function (GO): sucrose:proton symporter activity
Source: RefSeq, a predicted model, not a curated record